CAGCCGUGCUGCACACGACAGAAGCCCUUGCUCGGCUAUGGGGACGGAUUGGCGUAUAUGUAUUCGAGGUUAAUCAGACGAAGCGUCUGCUCGUUCUCUACCAUCCCCGCGUCACCCACAACAUACUUUUCUGGACCCGGCCGCCAUGGUCAACUGGGAAAGCCCGGAGGUCGUCGGUGUAUGCCUCCAGAUCACAGGGAAGCUCAACCUGUACUUCGGCGGGAUAUUCACAUGGUACUUCAUCACUACAUUUAGGCAUGUUGAGUGGCAGCUGUUAAUACGAAAAUUGAAAUGGAAGUGGUCGUACGUAUAUUACCUUGGAGCACGGUAUUUUCUGCUGCUCCAGAUACCUUUGCACGAAGUGAUGCAACCUGUGAUCAUUGUAGUUUUAGCUAUAACUGCUUUCGUGGUCGCGAUUUUUGCAAGCGGAAACCUUCUCUUCAGGGUGUAAAAUAGCGUUAUGGAGAGAUAACCAUAUCGUAGUCGCGUUCUUUA
Messenger RNA from Phanerochaete carnosa HHB-10118-sp, 495 nucleotides. RefSeq lists its product as uncharacterized. Bases 146 to 451 code for a protein of 101 amino acids. The transcript is spliced from 8 exons. The record is from RefSeq and is a predicted model, not a curated record. NCBI's taxonomy places the organism in Eukaryota, Fungi, Basidiomycota, Agaricomycetes, Polyporales, Phanerochaetaceae.